AUGUUAUCAUCGUUAAGCACAAUUGUUAUAAUCGCCCUAAUCAUCGGGCUAAUCUAUCAAUAUUUUAUUUUCCCAUAUAUCCUGUCACCACUCGCUAAAAUCCCCAAUGCACACUUUACAUCCCCCAUCACAUCCCUGUGGAUAUUGCAUAAGCGAAAGACGGGGAACGAGAUCAAGACCAUCUACUGUCUUCAUCGGCAACACGGCCCUGUGGUACGCCUAGGUCCCAAUGAGAUCAGCGUCAAUUCCAUCGAUGGCCUACGAACCAUCUACACCGGCGGCUUUGAGAAAACCUCAUGGUACAGUGAUAAUUUCCUCAACUUUGGUACCGAUAAUCUGGUCAGCACCCGGGGAUAUAAACCGCAUUCUAUCCAAAAGCGUAUGCUUAGCCAUGUCUACUCCAAGUCAUUUCUGCAAAACUCGCCAGACCUACAGAGAGUCUCGUCUAUUAUCGUGGUAGGAAGAAUUCUACCCCUUCUGGACAAACUGGCCCAAACCCAGGAGGCAAUCAAUGUACUUCCUUUACUACAAGGAAUUGGUCAGGAUUUUACUUCGGCGUACCUGUUUGGCUCGGAGUAUGGGACAGACUUUAUCCGUGACGUCGCCAAGCGAGAACAAUGGCUUGACUUGUACGAAAAGUUCAAAGUUUUGCAUCCCAAGGAACGCUAUCUCGGCGAGUUUGAGCAAGGGUGUCUUGCGUUAUGCGAUAAGGUUAGUGAUGACCUGAAAGAGGGGAAAACAGGAAGCAAUCAAGGCACUCAACCAGUAGUGUAUGCGCAAUUUUAUCGCUGUCUAGAGAAGGACCCCGAGGAUUGGGAGAGAAAAAGGCUCACGCUAGCUUCGGAGAUGCUUGAUCAUCUCAUUGCUGGACAUGAAACGCUGGGAAUCUCAUUCACUUACACGUUGUGGGAGUUAUCGCAACGCCCUGACCUUCAAGCACGUCUUCGAGCGGAACUCUUAGGUCUUUCACCGACUUUGAGAAUCGCAUCAUCAGAGAAUGAGAAAGAUAGUGCACUGCCAUCUGCACGGUCCUUGGAUAAUCUGCCGUUGCUAGACUCCAUAAUCCGAGAAACCUUACGCCUACAUACACCAGUGCCGGGCCCACAACCUCGGGUUGUUCCCUCCUCCUCAUCUCAGCCGGUAACCAUUGAAGGGUACACAGAUAUUCCAGGCGGAACAAUCGUCAGCAGUUCCGCAUUUUCUUUGCACCGUGUGGUGGAUGUCUAUCCCAACCCGGAUGAAUGGCUCCCCGAGCGCUGGCUCAAUCCCGAUAGUGGCAAUUCCGAGGCAAUGAAUCGCUUGUUUUGGACUUUUGGUAGUGGUGGAAGAAUGUGUAUAGGGAGCAACUUGGCUCUGCAAGUGCUCAAACUUGUUGUUGGCGCAAUUUACACCAAUUUUACCACUUCUAUUGUAGAUGAUGAGGGGAUUGAACAGGAGGACAGUUAUAUUGCUCCUCCCAAGGGGCGCAAGCUGGUUCUUCAAUUUACAUCCGUAUCAUAG
Messenger RNA from Talaromyces marneffei, 1500 nucleotides. RefSeq lists its product as uncharacterized. Gene Ontology annotation, molecular function: oxidoreductase activity, acting on paired donors, with incorporation or reduction of molecular oxygen; iron ion binding; monooxygenase activity. The record is from RefSeq and is a predicted model, not a curated record. The transcript has 2 exons. NCBI's taxonomy places the organism in Eukaryota, Fungi, Ascomycota, Eurotiomycetes, Eurotiales, Trichocomaceae. Bases 1 to 1500 code for a protein of 499 amino acids.